GCACAUAGAACACAUGAGCAGAAUGUAUGCAUGCAUAUGAAUUCACCCCCAUUUGAGAUCCUGUGCUCGGAUUCUACCUUCUUCGCCAAUUUUCCGGUCUCCGAUUCUCCGAGGAUUCCCUGCCGUUGAUCGGAUAGUAUUCUUUUCUUUGUUCCUGUCAUGGAUAAAAGCAAUGAUUGUUGUUCAACUCACCUCAUAGACGGGGAUGGUAAUUUCAAUGCUGUUGGAAUUGAUAAGUUCAUGAAAGAAGUUAAACUUGCAGAAUGUGGGCUUUCUUAUGCCGUAGUAGCCAUAAUGGGCCCUCAGAGUAGCGGGAAGAGUACAUUGUUGAAUAACCUGUUUGGUACAAACUUUAGAGAAAUGGAUGCUUUUAAGGGAAGGUCGCAAACCACAAAAGGCAUAUGGAUGGCACACUGUGUUGGCAUCGAACCUUGCACUCUGGUAAUGGAUUUAGAGGGUACUGAUGGAAGAGAACGAGGAGAGGAUGACACUGCAUUUGAAAAGCAGAGCGCUCUUUUUGCCCUUGCUGUAUCAGAUAUAGUGCUGAUAAAUAUGUGGUGUCAUGACAUUGGCCGUGAACAAGCCGCAAAUAAACCUCUCUUGAAAACUGUGUUUCAGGUUAUGAUGAGAUUGUUUAGUCCACGUAAGACAACUUUGAUGUUUGUUAUUCGUGAUAAAACGAGGACGCCUUUGGAAAACUUGGAACCUGUUUUAAGGGAAGACAUUCAGAAGAUAUGGGAUUCUGUUCCUAAACCAGAAGCUCACAGAGAAACUCCAUUAAGUGAAUUUUUCAAUGUUCAAGUUGUAGCUCUCUCUAGUUUUGAAGAGAAGGAAGAACAAUUUAGAGAGCAGGUGGCAGGCUUAAGACAGCGAUUUUUUCAUUCUAUUGCACCUGGUGGUCUUGCUGGGGAUAGACGUGGUGUAGUUCCUGCUUCAGGCUUUUCAUUCAGUGCAGAACAGAUAUGGAAGGUUAUUAAGGAGAACAAGGACCUUGACCUGCCAGCUCACAAGGUAAUGGUUGCCACUGUUCGUUGUGAAGAGAUUGCUAAUGAAAAGUUCUCUUCUUUCAUUGGAAAUGAGGAAUGGCGUGAACUAGAAGAGACGGUAGAAACUAAACCGGUGCCAGGAUUUGGGAAGAAGCUCUCCUCGAUUCUUGAUGUUUGUCUUUCUGAGUAUGAUGCAGAGGCGACGUAUUUUGAUGAAGGUGUGAGAUCUUCAAAGCGGAAACAGUUAGAAGAGAAACUUUUGCAACUCGUCCAACCAGCAUACCAAUUCAUGUUGGGACACAUACGCUCUGGAACCUUGGAUAAAUUCAAAGAAGCAUUUGAUAGAGCCUUGAAUGAGGGAAAAGGAUUUGCUGCGGCUGCACGUGAUUGUACAGAGUAUUUUAUGUCACAGUUUGAUGAAGCAUCAGCAGGUGCUGAUAUUGACCAAGCAAAUUGGGACUCUUCUAAAGUUAGAGACAAACUCCGACGGGAUAUAGAUGCACACAUAACUGCAGUUCGGGCGGCUAAGCUGUCCGAACUUACAGCAACGUAUGAGAAAAUGUUAAAUGAGGCAUUGUGUGGGCCUGUAGAGGCUUUGUUUGAUGGAGCAAGCAAUGAUACAUGGCCUGCAAUUAAGAAGCUUCUCCGGCAAGAAACUGAAAAAGCUGUUACUGGAUUUUCUAGUGCACUUUCUGGUUUUGAAAUGGAUGAGGUAGCAAAGAAUAACAUGCUCUCAAGGGUGGAAGAUCAUGCAAAAGGAAUAGUUGAAGCAAAGGCAAAAGAAGAAGCUGGGAGGGUUUUGAUGCGUAUGAAAGACAGAUUUUCAACAUUAUUUAGCCAUGAUUCUGACUCAAUGCCACGGGUCUGGACUGGCAAGGAAGAUAUUCGAGCAAUCACUAAAACUGCUCGCUCUGCUUCUCUGAAGCUACUAUCCGUUAUGGCUGCUAUCCGUCUGGACGAUCAUGCUGAUAACAUUGAGAGUACCUUGUCCCUUGCUCUUCUGGAUCCCAAAGCUGCAGCUUCUACCAAUAGGAGUAUUUCAGUGGAUCCUCUUGCCUCCAGUAGUUGGAAUGAGGUUCCAUCAUCAAAAACCUUGUUGACACCCGUCCAGUGUAAAUCUUUGUGGAGGCAGUUCAAAAUUGAGACUGAGUAUACUGUUACCCAAGCCAUAUCUGCUCAGGAGGCUAGCAAGCGAAGCAACAACUGGUUACCUCCUCCAUGGGCAAUUGUCGCAUUAAUUAUCUUGGGUUUUAAUGAAUUUAUGACCCUUUUGCGAAAUCCUUUGUAUCUUGGUUUCAUAUUUGUUGGUUAUCUGCUCGUAAAAGCCCUCUGGGUGCAAUUAGACAUCUCCGGGGAAUUCCGCAAUGGAGCUCUACCUGGACUUCUCUCAAUAUCCACCAAAUUUCUCCCUACCAUCAUGAGCCUUCUAAGAAAAUUGGCUGAGGAGGGCCAAAGCCAUGCUAAUGCUGAUCCUCAGCAUAACCAUCCACUCCCAGCAAGAAGCUCACAAAGUGGUACAAAUGACUAUGAUUCGUCAAGUGCUUCAUCUGAGGUAACUUCAUCUGAAAAUGGAAAUGAAUACGCUAGCUCCCAUUACAAAGCACAGUGAGCUGCGACUUACUCUUGUUUGAGGAUUCCAUCUUUAUAAUUAUUUUGAAGCAUAAUGCGGCACUCCCCAAUGGUUUCUCGGGUUAUUUACUGUCUGGGUUCAAGCAAUGAACAACUUUUUUUUGUAGACAUUGAUUUGGGUAUAGGUGUCUUAUACAGGGGUUCGAUUUGUUUUGAAAUUGCCCCGCUAAUGAUUUUAUUUUGUCACUGGUGGUAAUCUACAAGGCUCUUACCAUCUCACGCUGAUUGUGAUUGUCCGGCUCUUGGUUCAAUUUUGUGCCAUUAGACAUUCAAUUUUAGUAUGUAUUAGCACCCAUUAUGUAGUCAAAUGAGAAAUAUGAUUAUUCUGAUUGGCUUCAGACGUGGAACUGAUGCUGGUCUUUUAAGACCCCUUGCCAUGA
This is a messenger RNA of Sesamum indicum (sesame), 2995 nucleotides long. Its product is annotated as protein ROOT HAIR DEFECTIVE 3 homolog 1. Gene Ontology annotation, cellular component: endoplasmic reticulum. NCBI's taxonomy places the organism in Eukaryota, Viridiplantae, Streptophyta, Magnoliopsida, Lamiales, Pedaliaceae. The record is from RefSeq and is a predicted model, not a curated record. Gene Ontology annotation, biological process: endoplasmic reticulum membrane fusion. Gene Ontology annotation, molecular function: GTP binding; GTPase activity.